CCUAUUCUCUUUUGUUUUUUAUUCUUCCUUCGUUUUUAUUUUGCAUGGCGGCUUCUCUGUUUCCUCCUUCUUGCUUCGUCGACGAAUAACUUCUGCUUCCGCUUCCUCGUUCGAUUGAUUUUGAAGACUGUCUGAGUUUUAGUGCUUGAGGAUGGCGGAUUCAGGUUGGGAUCCGAGGCAGAUGUUUGAUCGUUACCUUUAUGAUUAUUUGUUGAGAAAGAAAAUGCAUACGACAGCCCGGAUAUUCAAGGAAGAGGCAAAAGUUUCCGAUGACCGUCUUGGGAUUAAUUCGCCUGAGGGUUUCUUAUGGGAAUGGUGGUCUUUCUUUUAUGAUGUGUACUCCUCUAGAGAUCAGAAGGAUCAUGUGGCUAAUAAACAACCUUCGGUUGAGCUAUUUGAGAUGAAUAGGAAAAUGGUUGUUCAGCUACCUUAUGAUGUUGAUUUUGCAAACAUGGUGGGAGGGCCACAUGCUAGCAUGUUGGCAAAAAUGUACGAGGAGGACCAUAUUGGACAUCCUUCUUCCAAAAUUUUGGACCCUCGAAUACAGAUGGUCAAUGGCAAACCAACGGUCAAAGUUCCAGGCCAUCCACGGCAACAAAUUCAUGCAGAGAAUCAACAGCGAGUUACAGUAAGAGAUAAUAGGCAGCGAAUUAAUGUGAACAAGUCAAUUCCCUUGGAGUCAACACCUCAUGGUGUACCAAAGGCUAUGCUCCCAAGAACUGGACCUCAUGACACAGUGUUGAAGAAAAGGUCCUGCCCACUACCAUUGGAUGGCCGACCUUUAACUGGAAUUGACCAAAUCCCGCCAGGAUUGGGAAAGCAAGUACUAAAGUCAGUUCCACAUAUGCCGAUCCAACAGCAAUGCUUUCAGAUGUUGAGAGCCCAAAGUCAACAAGAGCUCGUAGCUCAAGCACUGCAACACACACCACAGAACCUGAUGUCUUCUUUUUCUGGGAACUUUGCUGAUAUGGAUCCUCAAACUUUGAUGCUUCUCAAGGUUGGAUUAAAUAGGAAUGAUGGCCCGGGUACUGGUAACUUUGGUCUCCAACAUAUUGGUUCUUCUCCAGUUGAAGCAUUGUCUAGAAUGGGCAAAACAGCACCAACAACUGAGAGUGGCAGAAAGAAGAAGGGCAGAUCAGGUUGUCAGGCUGAAGAUGUUACUGCAGCAGGAUACCCUGCUGGUUCUGCAGAAUCUGUGCUGCCAAUUUAUGUUAACAUGGAGCGUGAAGCUUUGUCACAUAGUGAUAGAGCAUCUGAAAAGCAAAACAUACGUGGUUCCAACAAAAGUGGGCUGGUUGAAGCCUUUGAAAAGAUGGGUGCUAUGGAUGGUCAGGAUGAUGCUUCUUCAGAUACUUAUGUAGAAUCUUUUCUCUCAUAUGAUAAUGAGACUGAGGACAUGAAGAAUGAUCCUUUCAGCACUUUGCAACGAAGUUCCACAACUUGUGGGAAGAAUGCCCCAAAAGGCUUUUCAUUUGAAGAGGUUGGUUGCCUUAGUUCAAGCAAUAGCAAGGUUCUGUGCUGCCAUUUCUCAUCAGAUGGAAAGUUUUUAGCUAGUGCCGGGCAUGAUAAGAAGGUUGUAAUUUGGAACAUGGAUACUUUUGAGUCCAAAAGAAGUUCAGAAGAUCAUUCUCUUCUGAUUACAGAUGUUCGAUUUAAACCAAAUUCAAAUCUUCUUGCAACAUCUUCUUUUGAUAAAACAAUUCAAAUUUGGGAUGCGUCUGAUACAAUCCAUCCAAUUCACAAACUUACUGGACACACGGAACAAGUGAUGUCAUUAGAUUUCCAUCCGGAGAAGGUAGACCUUCUGUGCUCAUGUGAUGGUAAUAAUGAAAUUUUGUUCUGGAACGUGAAGUGCCAAACAUGCAAACACAUCUCCAAGGGUGGUACAACACAAGUCAGAUUCCAGCCACAAGUUGGGCGGCUUCUGGCUGCUGCUGCAGGGAAUAUGAUCAAUAUACUAGAUGUUGAGACUGACAGCCUUCAGUUUAAGUUGCAGGGACAUGUCAAUGAAGUUUACUCAAUUUGCUGGGAUACAAGUGGGAAAUAUAUUGCUUCUGUUAGCAAAGAUUGUGUAUGUUUGUGGUCAACUGCAUUGGGUGGAGAAUGUAUUCACAAACUGUGUUCCAAUGGCAACAAAUUCCAAUCUUGUGCAUUCCAUCCUGGGUAUUCUAUGCUUCUAGUUGUUGGGGGUUACAAGCUUUUGGAGUUGUGGUAUUCCAUGGAGAGUUGUAAAACAAUGACAGUUCCAGCGCAUGAUGGGUUGAUUGCUGCCUUGGCAAAUUCACCAUGUAAUGAAAUGGUUGCCUCUGCGAGUCAUGACCAGUAUGUGAAAUUAUGGAAAUGACAAUUAGGUUUCCCCACUCUUAUAAUUCCUUUCUCCUUUAUAUGGAUGGCAAUAUUGAGUUGCCAUCUUUUUCCAAUUAGUCAGAAACCUUUCAUCAACUCAAAGCUACUUAGUCUAUAAAUCCCAUUCUAACAGUCGUAGUCAGCAGAAACUAAUAAAACGAAUGUGUAUAUGUUGGAAAAAGAGAAGGGUAAUUAUUCUUAAUUUACAAAUCAAAUAGAUGUGCAUAUUUGAGCAAAUGUACUAUGCUCUUUUUUAUGACCUUGAUAGCUUUUACAUAAGUGAGCAUGGAUCAAAACUUAAGCCUAGUAUUGGAAUCUGGAGUUGAUGCAUA
Nelumbo nucifera (sacred lotus) is the source of this 2678-nucleotide messenger RNA. RefSeq names its product transcriptional corepressor LEUNIG_HOMOLOG-like. The record is from RefSeq and is a predicted model, not a curated record. Lineage: Eukaryota; Viridiplantae; Streptophyta; Magnoliopsida; Proteales; Nelumbonaceae. Gene Ontology annotation, molecular function: transcription corepressor activity; protein binding.